AAUAACGCCUCUCCCGCACGGCCCAGCUUCUGCUUGCUUGCCCGCUGCUGCUGGUGCUCCUGAUGCUACCACUGCUAAAAAGCUACUGCUUCUUUUUCAGUUCUUGUCGCCGCUUGCUGGCGGGCUUCCCUCUCCUUCAUUCCCCCCCUUCGUCCACCCAUUCGCACAUACAGCAUGGACGAAACUACGAAAGCGCAGCACGCCGUCAAUUCGGCCCAGGUCGGCGAGCUCGCCGCCUGCUAUCAGAAAUGGGCAGAGCAGGACAUGGAGAGGAAUCGCUUCGUUCAGAUGCUGCUGCAGAGAGUCGCCAGCAACGAUGAAGAGAUCCGUCGCCUGAGGCUGGAUCUCGACGCCCAGAGCUCGUCCCGCAUCAUGUACCAGCAACAGGCCGCCGACUGCAUGGCUCGCAACGAAGAGUACAAACGUCUUAUGAAUAACGAUGCCUAUGUUGCCGUUCUCGUCGACGGCGACGGCGCCAAGUUCCGAGAUAGCCUGCUGAGAGACCCUGCCCACGGCUCCGUUGAGGCUGCCCAGCUGCUCAAGCAGCAGAUUGUCGAUUACCUCCGCAACGACACACCCCUCGGCGACGAUGUGCACAUCUUUGUUCGCAUCUUUGCCAACGUCAAAGGCCUUGCUAGGGCCCUGCGCAUAUCGGGCGUCAUCAAUCAAGACGAAGACAUGUAUAAUUUUGCCGAGAACCUUACCAAUAGCCGCGCCGAGUUCGAUUUCGUCAAUGUCGGCCACGGCAAGGAAAACGCCGACUCCAAAUUGAGGCGCAUGCUUAACUACUAUCACAAGGAUAUCCGCUGCAAAAAGAUCUUCUUCGUUGCUUGUCACGAUGGAGGCUAUACCCACGCCCUGCGUCCGUAUAUCGGCGAUAGGGACAACCGCAUCGUUCUCGUAGAGACGACGCCGGCGGAACAAAACAUUAGGAACCUGGGCCUGCCCAUUAUUCGUUUCGACAAUGUUUUUCGCGAUACACCACUAAAUAACGAGACCAAGCCUAGUAUGUUGCAGCCGCAGCAGCAGCAGCCGCCGCCUCCUCAGAGAAAAGCCGCCAGCCCUCCUGCUCCCGUCUUCGACGCGGUUCUGACGAAUGCCCUGACACCGAGUACGACGCCGACACCGCCGCCAUCGGUAAAGCAUCUUCCCGAGGCGACUAUUGUUAGCUCAGGGAACGGUGGUGUUUCUAUUAAGCACAAAGGAAGCUAUGCAUCGGCUGGUGGGGCCAAUGGACACCAGAACCUGGCCGUCAGAAGCACUAAGGCCCGACCGCUCAGGACCAUUGAUCUCAAUAGGGAGAAUAUUCGCAUUGACCCACCCGUCAAAUUGCCAUCCGGAUCACUGGCCCAAGACACGUACCGGAAGAAGCUCCAGGAGGCGAAAAUGGGUGCAUUCUGUAACGCCCAUUACCUGAUGGGACACUGCGGCUCGACUAGUUGCGCCAGAGAGCAUGAGACGAGGCUGACGGCUGAGGAACUAAGCGUCCAUCGCUACAAGGCGCGCACCAGCCCUUGUCACCAUGGACCCAAGUGUAUGAACUUUGACUGCGUCCUCAGCCACCACUGCCCGCAAGACCCGUAUUGCAAUCGGGGAAGGGACUGUCGCUUCUCCAAGCAUGCCAAGUAUGGGGACCUCCACCUGUCUAGGGAGGAGAUGAAGCCAGUGAAGCGAUGGACCGAAGGCUCAAACUUUCCAGAAGUACUUUAGGCAACAUGAAGGCGGUGGAUGGGCAUAGAUACGCGAAACGCGAUUUUAGGGGGUGCACGGCGGCGGGGAGGGCUGGGGACGCGUGUCUUUGAGAUUAGCUCAGACAUGCUUGGAACGGAUGAUGAAAGACGAUUUACGGCAGACUGUGACACGCACAUAAGAGCUAACACGUAAAUAGACGCUCAGUAACUGAGGGAGUGAAGACAUCUCACACAUGGCAUGCUGUGUUUGGCUCUGCAAGUGCGUGCAUGCGACAAACAUGGAGGAACGGUGCGGGGUACUUGGCUGUGGCUGCUUCGCCAGCCAUGUGAACUUUGGUGCCUGGCUAUGUUAGCGUGCCGGCUAAAAACCCAGCUCAAUUUACCAUGUAUGGG
Molecule: messenger RNA, 2084 nt
Organism: Purpureocillium takamizusanense
Lineage: Eukaryota; Fungi; Ascomycota; Sordariomycetes; Hypocreales; Ophiocordycipitaceae
Exons: 5
Coding region: 175-1710 (511 amino acids)
Source: RefSeq, a predicted model, not a curated record